UUGACUGGUUACCUCUGUCGCCUGUAAGGGCGCACGGGCGCUUGGAUUGGACGAAGUGUGCCGUUCUGCAUGUGUUUUACGUUCAUAGAAGGGCAGGGUAGGCAGAAGGUGAUCAAUCUCCAUCSGUCAACAUUGGCAAUCACCUUACCACAGUGCAAGACGCACAAGAUAAUGCGAUUGAUUUGAUUUUUAUWAUAUUUUUUCCAAUUGUGAAAUUUUCCUCUGACGCACAACUGGGGUUCAAAUUGGAAAACUGCGUUGGUUGAUGUAAACUCCUUAUUUGCAGUUUGCGUAUUUCUCAUCCAAUUGUGUGCGCACCUUCUUACGGUUGUCUCGCUUUCAAGAACAUUUUCUCCAUGUGGAUAUUYUUGAUGUACGGGAUCUUCUUGGCUUGACUACAAAUAAAGCAAAUAAGAAAACAGGAUCCCAAACGCAAGGAUUUCAUCAAGGGACUGCAACAUCGGGGGAAUCGAACWUUUCCGCACSGACUUUGGUUUCCCCGUGUCCGUUUCUAGCAUGAUGUCAUACCUCAAACAGGCCCCGUACGGCAUGAACGGAAUGGGGCUCAGCGGUACGGCCAUGGACCUACUGCACCCAUCAGUGGGGUAUCCAGAUCGAAAUGGCUUCGAAGAGUUUCCAUUGACAGGUUUCUAUUCCAUUUCAGCGCAUCCGAGGAAACAGCGGAGAGAGAGGACAACUUUUACUCGUACUCAGCUGGACAUUCUGGAGUCACUUUUCGGCAAGACGCGCUACCCAGACAUUUUCAUGCGGGAAGAAGUCGCACUGAAAAUCAAUUUGCCUGAGUCUAGAGUCCAAGUAUGGUUCAAGAACAGGAGAGCCAAGUGCCGUCAGCAGGCCCAGAGUGGAAACAAUGCUAAAGUCCGGCCUGCCAAGAAGAAGUCCUCUCCAACCAGGGAGAGCACAGGCUCAGAGAGCAGUGGUCAGUUCACCCCUCCGGCAGUGACCAGCACCGGCUCCUCUUCCUCUUCCUCUGCCUCGUCCGGUGGCUCUCAUCCCUCCGGCCAUGGAGGCCAAGGCCUGAGCAGCACUUCUACCUCCGUCACAGCCCCAGUGUCCUCCAUCUGGAGCCCUGCGCCCAUCUCCCCGGCCCCCGCACCACCCCCUGUCCCCGACCCUGCUCCUCCAACCAGUGCCUCCUGCAUGCAGAGGUCUGUGUCAGGUACUGGAGGCACGUCCUCCUACCCAGUGUCCUACAGCCAGACAGCGGCGGCCUAUGGGCAGGGCUACCCCGCCCCGGCAUCAACGGGCUCCUACUUCGGAGGGGUGGAAUGCAGCUCGUACCUGGCCCCCAUGCACUCUCACCACCACCCCCACCAUCCGCACCAGCUCAGCCCCAUGACGGGCUCCUCCAUGUCUGGCCAYCCRCACCACCAYAUAGGGCAGACCUCAGGGCACCACCACCAUCACCACCCCCACCACCACCAGGCCUACAGCGGGGCCGGSCUGGCCUUCAACUCCUCAGACUGUCUGGAUUACAAAGAACAAACGGCCGCGGCCGCAGCCUCUUCCUGGAAGCUCAACUUCAACACCACCGACUGCUUGGACUACAAAGACCAGGCCUCCUCCUGGCGGUUCCAAGUCUUGUGACUUUUUUYCCYCCUUUCAAAUAAGUAUUUUUGUUUMGUUUUUUUGUUGAAGAGCUWUUUUCUUCAAAGCAUUAAGAAGUUAACUAAUAGUAGAGACAAUUAUCAAGCCUUUUUUAAGUUAAUGUUUGGAAAAUUCAAGUGACGCACAGAUGAAAAAGCCUGUCUUCUUCUUUGACCAUUUUAUGAAUCAACAAGCUUGAAUUGGAUCCACUCACCCAGACUUUGGGACAUCAAGGAAUAUUUUUCUACACAUGAACUCUGAAAAUUGCCCUCCAACAAGUUUAAAGUAUGUAGUUUAUCCCUUUGAGUUAGAAUAGUUUUUUCAGGAUGGAGCAAGAGCACUGUGUUAUGGAUUUUCCAUAAAUAUUCCCAAGAACGACCAAUUGAGGGCGAACCUUUGUCACAAAAUUUGUUUUAUGGAAAAAUAUGAUAUUUUAUGCUCAUGUAUUUGAUAUAGGCCUACCCAUUAGAGACCAUUUAAAUUGAGAAAUUAAGAUGCUGCUAUUGUUUUCAGUUUGCUGAUAUUCAAAUUWAUGUUAAUUCCAACUUGAAUAUUGUUCAUUGUCCGGACUGUAGUGUUGUAUUUUGGAAGUUUAAUUGCAGCACUUGUUUAUAAGGUCAAAGAUUUUGCUAUUGUUCUUUACGAAGAAAAUGUGAGUUAGACACGCAAUGUCAGUAUUCCAAUGAAAUUUAAAAUGUACAUUCGUGUCUUUAUAAUAAAGAUUCGUUAAAAACAUG
Salvelinus sp. IW2-2015 is the source of this 2345-nucleotide messenger RNA. Its product is annotated as homeobox protein OTX1 B. Lineage: Eukaryota; Metazoa; Chordata; Actinopteri; Salmoniformes; Salmonidae. Gene Ontology annotation, molecular function: RNA polymerase II cis-regulatory region sequence-specific DNA binding; DNA-binding transcription factor activity, RNA polymerase II-specific. Gene Ontology annotation, biological process: regulation of transcription by RNA polymerase II; multicellular organism development. Gene Ontology annotation, cellular component: nucleus. The record is from RefSeq and is a predicted model, not a curated record.